Molecule: messenger RNA, 337 nt
Organism: Umbelopsis ramanniana AG
Lineage: Eukaryota; Fungi; Mucoromycota; Umbelopsidomycetes; Umbelopsidales; Umbelopsidaceae
Exons: 1
Coding region: 13-252 (79 amino acids)
Source: RefSeq, a predicted model, not a curated record
GGCCAGCAGACAAUGCACCAGGCAGCACCGCCCCUCGUGAAUUACGACUCAACAGUAAAAGAUUUGAGUGACGUGGAAAAUGAAGUCGAUACACUUCUUCCUCCUAUGCCGGAGCAGCCAUACCAUUCACAUCCGGAUUAUUUUUCCACAACACUUCCGAUACGUCCUCCUUCAACUCGCACACGGUCAAUUCCUCUCACCAUGACCACCAUUCAAGAGCAACCUUACAGUCAAAAGUACCAAACUGCUUAAACAUUGAAGUUGUUAUCAUGUACAAUUAUUUUCCCUGGCCGCAAUACCGCUUGUACAAUCACAAUCUUGGUCCUCCAAACGCGAC